Molecule: messenger RNA, 888 nt
Organism: Microthlaspi erraticum
Lineage: Eukaryota; Viridiplantae; Streptophyta; Magnoliopsida; Brassicales; Brassicaceae
Source: the annotation of a GenBank genome assembly
AUGGAUCACAUUGAGAACUUCGAAGACCUGGCCAGCAGCAUCAAAGCCGAUGGCGUGAGCAUGGACUACCUUCUCUGCAAGCUUUUCCCUUACUCUCUUGCUGGGGAUGCAGCUUACUGGCUAAAGCAGUUGCAACCAGGAUCUUUGACAAACUGGGAGGAUACUAAGAAAGCCUUUCUGAACAAUUUCUAUGAUGAUGCAAUGUCUGAGGAGGCAAGGAACAACAUCUCUACAUUUCGUCAAGGACCUACUGAAGCGUUCAAGGCGGCUUGGGUUCGAUUCAGGUCAUAUCAGAGAGACUGUCCACACCAUGGUUUAGUGAGAUUCAGCUGCUGGGCACCUUCUUUAGAGGCAUUGAUUGGCAGUAUCAGAUGGCUCUCGAUGCUGCGAGCAAUGGGAAUUUCAACACCAGAAGAUGUUAAUUUCAUCAAUGGAGCUGGGUUUCAAGGACAGAGAUGGGUCAAUCAACAAGGAUAUGGUUCCUCUUAUCAUAAGCCUUAUGGUUCUUCUUCUUACCAGAAACCUCCUGAACAAGACAAUGAGAUGAAGUCAAUGCUUAAGCAACUUCUAGAAGGUCAGCAAAACAUGACUGUGAGCUUUAAUGGAAGGAUGGAUGCCAUGUACCAAGACUUGAAUGGGAAAUUUGAAGCUUUGAGCACACAUGUGAAGAAGUUGGAUGUUCAAGUUGCUCAAAGUGCUGAGUCUAUCAAAAGACAAGAGGGUUUUCUUCCUGGAAAGACCAAUAUCAAUCCCAAACAUUCAUGUCAUGCUAUUAUGGUGGAAACUGGAGCCAAUUUCGUGGAUUUUGAGAAGACUGCAACUGAUUUUCGCACUGCAGAAGUUGCGUCGGGCGACACCACUGAACUGUGUCGGUCGACACUGCAAUAG